Strigops habroptila (Kakapo) is the source of this 1296-nucleotide messenger RNA. It is a transcript of the gene LGALS3, whose product is annotated as galectin 3. The transcript has 6 exons. NCBI's taxonomy places the organism in Eukaryota, Metazoa, Chordata, Aves, Psittaciformes, Psittacidae. Gene Ontology annotation, biological process: monocyte chemotaxis; positive regulation of calcium ion import; macrophage chemotaxis. The coding region runs from base 393 to 1187 and encodes 264 amino acids. Gene Ontology annotation, cellular component: nucleus; immunological synapse. The record is from RefSeq and is a predicted model, not a curated record. Gene Ontology annotation, molecular function: laminin binding; IgE binding; carbohydrate binding.
CGCGUUACUUAUCGCACCAAGUGGCUCUGCUCCUCCACAUGCCGUGUCGGGGGCAGCGCGUUGUCACCGCAUGCCGUCCCCUUGCGCAGAGCCUGCGUGUGCCACCCGGAGCCCUGCACAGGGAGCCAGCACCCCGCAGCCAGGGCAGGGAGGUGGCCGUGUCCCUCCCAUGCUGCCGUCACCCCUCAGAAGGCGCCUGGCUGGCAGGGCCUUGCCUGCCUCCAGUGCAGCUCUACUGGCUGGGUGACGGUGAGAGGUCACCGCAGUUCGGUGUCCGCUUGACACCAGCAGCAUUGUAAGGCCAACGAUGGCACUAACAACACCCCCACAGCAGCCCUUUUCAUCCAGAGAGUGUUUGGGCUGGAUUCACCCCUGGAGCCGUUCGGCUGCUCAUGGUGGUGACCAUUUCUCCCGCAGGGAUCAGACGAGGGUUUGUUCUGUGGUGCUGGAGCUGUCGGUUCUGCCUGGCAGGAACAAUGUCAGACAGUUUCUCUUUAGCUGAUGCCUUGUCCACCAGCAACAACCCGAACCCCUCUGGCCCCCAACCCCAAGGCUGGCCCUCCUGGGGGAAUCAGCCACCGCCUCCUGGGGGGUUCCCAGCCUACCCUGGCCCUCCGGGGGCUCAUCCUGGAGCACCAGGGCCAUAUCCCGGAGGACCAGCAGGACAUGGACCGUAUCCUGGAGGACCACCAGGGCCAUACCCUGGCCCAGGACAACCACCCAGGGGCCCUGGAUUUGAGCCCCCUCAUCCACACGGAGUGCCAGCUCCUCCAAUGAAAGUGCCCUUUGAGCUGCAGCUGCAGGCAGGACUCACUCCUCGGAUGCUCAUAACCAUCACGGGGUCUGUCAACCCCAAUCCAAACAGGUUUCAACUGGAUUUCAAGAAAGGGAAUGACAUUGCCUUCCACUUCAAUCCCCGCUUCAAUGAACACAGGAAAGUCAUCGUCUGCAAUUCGAUGUUCAACAAUAACUGGGGAAGGGAGGAGAGGACAGCUCCAAGGUUUCCAUUUGAAGCUGGAAAACCCUUCAAGAUCCAGGUCCUUUGUGAGGCAGAUCACUUCAAGGUAGCAGUCAAUGAUGCUCACUUGCUGCAGUACGGCUUCCGUGAGAAGAGGCUGAACGAGAUCACCAAACUCUGCAUUGCUGGAGACAUCACUCUCACCAGUGUCAUGCCGACCAUGAUAUAACUACAGUGGUGCAAUUUUAAUGCUAACUUCAUGCUUUUAAUAUGGCUGUAACCAAAGUGCCUUCUUACGUGAAUACUUUGAGGUAAUAAAACAUACUUCCACAACUAAA